AUAAAAUCGUUAGUCUGCUGCAGCGGGAUAAAGCGCAUUUAUUAUCCACCGGGUACGCACGAAUUGAAAAACCAUGUCUUCCUCUCCAUCUCUGAAACAAUUUGCCGGCAAAGUUGAAAUCGUUACGGGUGCAUCUGCGGGAAUUGGAAAAGCCAUAGCCGAUCUUCUAGUGAAACAUGGUGUUAUAGUUGCUGGACUUGCUAGAAGAGUUCAACUUGUUCAAGAACAUGCCAAGGAACUGAUGGGUGAGAAAGGCAGUUUGCAUGCAUUUCAAUGCGAUUUGUCUAAGCAAGAGGAAACAGUGGCGACGUUCCAGAAAGUCACUUCCUCUCUGGGUCCGGUGAGUGUUCUGGUGAAUAAUGCGGGUAUUCUGAGCGCAUCUGGUAUCCUCGAUGGUGAGGUUGAAAAAUGGGCGAGCGUAAUAAAUACCAAUGUUAUUGCUGUUGCACUUUGUACCAGAGAAGCUGUAAAAAUCAUGAAGACCAAUAACAUUAAAGGAUACAUUAUCAAUGUAAAUAGUGUGGCUGGGCACAUGGUUCCUGAUUUUCCUAAAAUGGGAUUAUAUCCUCCAUCAAAGCAUGCAGUGACUGCAUUAACCGAAACGAUUAGGUUGGAAAUUAAUCGAGAAAAGCUACCGAUCAGAAUCACCAGUAUUAGUCCAGGUUACGUUGAAACGGAAAUUCUGGAAGUAGCUUUUGGCAAAAUCUCUAAGGGAACUGAGUGGGAAACUGUUCAAGAAACAGGCUUGAAAGACAAAGAUAUCGCCGAUGCGGUUUUCUAUGUUUUAUCCACUCCGGAACACGUAAAUGUUAAAGAGCUGACCAUAACAAGGCAAGGAGCCCAAGUUUAAAAUCUCACAUGGAAAUGAUUAACUAACUUAUUUUUAUGCCGAGUACUUUCAAGUUUAUAAAAUUAUAAUUUAUUUUGAUUUCUGCAAAUCAUUUAUAUUCGGUAAUGCAAAUAAAUAAAUCGGCUAAUGUUUCAGAUGGUGUUUUAAUUAUUUUUACUUCUAUAUUUCCAAAUAUUAUAUAUUUUUUGUCCUCUUCAAUGUUCUUCUUUUAUAGCCAUAUCAUUUGCUCGAUUUGAUAUCGAUAUUGAUGCUGUUAAAUUAAUAAAUCUUCUUUCAAAUUUAAGAACUUUAACUUCAAGAAUAAUGAUUUCUGUAAAUUAUUUAUAUUUUGCAAUUCAAAUAAAUCAGCUACUGUUUGA
Messenger RNA from Dendroctonus ponderosae (mountain pine beetle), 1209 nucleotides. RefSeq names its product farnesol dehydrogenase. The record is from RefSeq and is a predicted model, not a curated record. NCBI's taxonomy places the organism in Eukaryota, Metazoa, Arthropoda, Insecta, Coleoptera, Curculionidae. The transcript has a single exon. Bases 74 to 850 code for a protein of 258 amino acids.